AAGAUCCGCCUUCGACUGGUUUGAAUCCACUUUCUUCUUUGUAAGCACCUUUGUCAAGGUUUCUUGUUCCGUAUUUUGGUCUGGAAGAAUUCUUCCAGCUAUAGCGAGCCUCCGUCAGUGGAGAGAGCGCAGCAGUGGCUUAUUAUGGCCGGGGUGGAGAGCUCUCGCAAGCGGCCUGGCACGGCGGAGGAUCAUUUUGUGCUGGCCAAGAUGGCUGUUGAGAAGGGCCAAUACGAGACAGGCAAACGCCAUGCGGUUGCACACAUUGCCAGCAACCCAACUGAUGUCAAAGGUCACAACCUCUUGGGUGAUGUCUAUGAGAAGGAAAACCAGCUGGAAAAGGCAGCGGAAUCGUUCCGGAGAUCCUGGGAGCUGAAGAAUACUCAGAAGGCUGUCGUCAUGAAAUUGGCAAACAUUUAUCUUAACAUGCCAGAACGUUUGCCUCUGGCUGAGGCUUGGGUAAAUCGAGCCCUCAAGCUUGCACCAAAUGACUCUUCAGUAAAGCGACUGCAGGAGCAACUGCUUACAGCGAGAGCUACCAAAGCUGACCUGGAGCAGCUUGUUGGCCUGCUGAAUCGCCAGUUGUCAGAGAACCCAAUGGACAUGUCACUUCACAUUCGCUAUGUCCAAGUCAAUGCUAAAAUUGGUCGCCUGUCGGAUGCUUUUCGGUACUGUGCCGAGUUGGAUUCCAAGCGUAUCUUUUAUGACGAAGUCCUGUGGCUGAACUGCUUUGCUGACUGUGCCCAGAAAUACUUAGAUGCUCAUGAGCUUGCAGCUACUCUCCGUCCUCAGAACAACUCACAGGCUGUGCAGCGUGGUCGUACAACACAGCUCAUUUUACUGCCAGUGCUCAGCCGCAUUCAACAGAACAUUGUGUUGUCCUGCUCACUGGAGGAAGCUCAGAAGAAUUUGUUGAAAUUGGACUGUGCACUGAUGCGAGCCUGGGACUCUAGUCCACCUAGUCAGACGUCUCCUGGCAAGGACUCUCUGUGGAGUAUUGGCCUCAAUGAAAUUCGAGCCCAGCUCUAUUUUCAUGUUGGUGUGUUGUUGUUGAAGACAGCCACUGAUAAGUCAUCAUCUCUAUCCUGGGAGACUGCAUCAAACCUAGCAUGUGUUGUGUUCAGUGCCUCGCUGGCCCAGCCUCUCUUUCCCAAGGAGUCGACGUUUUCCUUCCAGCAGCCCAACCUCUGCAGCCAGCUGCACCUGCUGUCCUGCAAGCGUCUCAGUGAAGCCGGUCACAUCAUGGACAACUUCUUUGAGCGCUUUGGCGUUGACUGGAUGCAGCAGGCAGUGGAUCAGCACUGUAACCCUCAGGGUCAGGGCAAGUUGGUUGAAGUAGCAUUUGGCCGCCUUUUUGACUCAUCUGGGAUGUUUCUGUACAACGACUCUCAGUUUAUUGACACCAAGAUGGAGUUGCCUGGCGAGGACAUGGAGAGCUUUGAUGCAUCUGUUGUGGAGAACUGCGGUGGAGAUUUGGCGACACUAGUGUGGCUAAUGCGCUGCCAGCCAAUCCAAUCGGAUAGCUCUAGCAGUUGUGUGCACAAUUGGGUCACGUCCGUGCUGCCUGCUAAUUUCUACAUGGAAACAAGUGACAUCCACUCUGCAUCGCCGGAUACGCUGUGUACUGCUGACUUGGAGGCUUUCUUGGUAUGUGUCAGCCAGUGGACACAGUGUGUGGACACUAGUGCGGACAAUGAGCUAUCUUCAUUCCGCCCGUCGCUGAUGCCCUUAGCACUGACCUCCAACCUGCUGACAGACGCCCAAAGCAAGUGGUGGUCAAAUGUGUUGGACUUUGGCCGAAACAAAUCAAGUGAUCUCCGGCGUGCUGUGCGCAAUGGCUUACAGGAACUCCGGGCAGCUGGCUCGACUUUGAUCGAUCCAGACCUACUGCUCGCCGUGUCCUUCUAUUUUGCCGGUUUGAUCGAGGAAAACACAGUGCCAGAAUUGAUGGAGCCUUGGCAGACCAGAUGCCUGAACUACGUUGAUCUUGGAAUCCGCACUGCUCGAUCACUUCAAAGUGAUGCGACCUAUCUGGACAAUGCUAGCAACAUGUUUCCUCUGGCUACUCAGUGGACGGCAUCAAAGUGCCGGAGAACAGUUCAGCAGCUUGUUGGUGUCCGGCGGUCUGUUCUUGGAGAAGCUGAUGCAUCCAGCUCAUCCCUCGAUGCCAGCGGUAGCUUUCUGAACGGAAGUGAUGUUCAUGAUGUCAGCGAGCAUGACGGUGCAACUGCUUCCAGUGCAAUUGACAAGGGGAAUAGUUCAUCUCCACUGCUGAAUGCUUCGAUGAUAUCUCAGCCGGAUACACGUGCCGAUGUUGAAACUCACGUGAAUCAGCUGAAGGAGAGUGCACUGGCAGCAAUGCGGAUGGAGAUGGCUCAGAUGUCGUCGCAUGCGUCCGAUUUUGUCGAUACCAUCGAAAAGAAGCAGCAAGGGUUCAUGGAGCAAUGUGAUCGCACUGUAUCCAACAUGAUGACGGAUCUUGUGCAACAGCAACAUGCCUUUUUGGAAGAGCACACCCGUACAAUGACGAGAAUGAUGUCGGAUCUAGAGAAGAGGCAACAGUCAUUCAUGGACCAGCAGACGCAGUCCAUGUCUGCAUUGAUGUCGCAUGUUACCAGCCAAGCACGCUCUGAUGCUGGAGAGAAACUGAGCGCUGAUACUUUGGCCAGAGUGACUGCUCUAUCACAGGAUCUGGAAAAACGUGACAAGGUCAUCAUGGAGGAACUUCAGAGAGUUUCUAAGUCCGCGUCAUCUUCUGCGGCAGAGUCUCUGAAUAGCAAGCAGCAGCUGGAUGGUUUCCUGGAGAACUUGCAGUCACAGUUUGAUCAGUUCCUUAGCCAAGCUGGUGGGUACUAUGCUGACAGUGGAGAGGGUGACUAUGGUAUGAACAACUACUAUGAGACCUACAACUCACCUGCUAAUCAAGUUCAGCAGGCUCAGCAGCAACAGCAGCAGCAGAAUUUCCAGGCUCAGUCGCAAACACAUGACUACCAACGCUCUUUGGAGAGUGUCACGUCACCCAGUGCUAACGCCUUGGCUCGCAUCUCAACAGGCGCCACUCCUAUGAAGUCUGGUGGCGAGUCAACGACACCCACCAAUGAAGCAGUCAUUGCUAGUGCUGCUAUUACUACCACUACUGCAUUGACUGGGAAGACAGAUGCUGCACCAGUCUUGUCAUCACUGUUGAGUGGCUCUGCUCGGUUUUCUGCUGGUGGUUCGACCAGCGGCUUCAAGCUUGGUGACACUUCUGCAAGUACUUUCACUGCUACAGCUUCUGGUGGUUCGGGCAGCAGCUUCCAGUUUAGUAGCACUUCUGCUACACCAGCAAGUACUUUCACUGCUCCGGCCACUACUGCUACUAAUACUUCGCCUAUCAGCUUCACUCUUGGCACUGCUUCAAGCAACACGGCGAAUAUCUCUCCAGCUACAUCAGGCAGUGGCAUGCUUAGUGGUUUCAAACUCGGCACCACCUCUGGCACCUCAUCCAGUACGGUUGUCACCACAGUUGCCAGUUUUGCCAGCAGUUCACCUGGUGGCUUUAAACCCAGCUCUGCAUCUGGCAUCACCAUGCCAACGUUUGCUUCCCCGGUUGCUAGUGGCUUGACGGGUGGUUUCAGUAUGGGUGGCAUGACUCUACGAUCUGCUUCUAGUGAGACCACGGACACUUCUGUUGCUGCGGCUACUACUUCUGCUGGUAAUGCAACUGGUGGCUUCAGUCUUGGUGGUGCUUCUCUUGUCUCUUCCAGUGGCUCAACUGCUAUUCCCAGUCCAUUCCAAGGUGUGACCAGCCAGCCAUCCCAGAUCAAGCCGCUUGCUGGUUUUGCAGAUAGUCUACAGCGCUUCCAGAGCUCUGCUGGUACCGGCGGCUUGUUCUCAACUACUUUUGCAACACCUGCAAGCCUGCUGAGUAAAUCUGAUGGCAAGGCAGAUAGCAGCAGUAAGGGUGCUGAUAGCCCCCCGAAACCCACCAUGAAGGGUUCUGCAAGCCAGUUACAAGCGCCAGUGAUAUCAGUGACGUCCGACGACGAGACUGUGGAUGUUUUGGCCGACUCUGGCGAUGCUGAUCGUGGCGAGUGUAGAACAGGUGAUGAUGGUGAUGGUGAUGAUGACAAGUUGCAGUUCAAGCCUGUUGUUUCACUGCCUAAGCUUGUCUCAGUGUCCUCUGGUGAGGAAGAGGAGGAUAUGCUGUUCUGCGAAAGAACAAAGUUGUUCCGAUUUACCGGUGGCGAAUGGAAGGAGAGGGGCAUUGGUGAGCUGAAGAUCUUACAGCACAAGACAACCGGUGUUGCCCGUAUCCUAAUGAGACGUGAACAAGUCCUGAAGAUCUGUGCCAACCAUCGCAUUGCUCCUGAGAUGGAGCUCAAGCCCAUGAAGGGCAGUGACCGUGCAUGGAUUUGGCAGACGCUGGCAGAUAUCAGCGAGGACAGCCCUCAAACGGAGAAUUUUGUCGCCAGGUUCAAGAAUGCAGAGAUUGCAGACAACUUCAAGAUCGUAUUUGAGAAGUGUACUGCCGAAACAGGCGACUCUCCACAGUCACCAAACUCAGGCAGCCAAUCAGAGUCCAGUUCCCAAAGUAGCUCUGUCUCAUCGUCUCCCGAGAAGCCGCAAACCCAGAAGUCUCCAGUCAGCUCACAACCUGAUGGAGCAUCUACUUCUUCUGUAAAGCUGCUAUCUGGCUUUGGUACGCAAAGUGCUUUCGGUAGUGGAACUGGUCUGACUGGAGUUGCAAAUAAGCCGGCAACAUCCACAGCGCCAUUCUCGUUCAAUGCGCCGUCCUCUAUUUCAACACAACCUUCAGCAGAUAAACCUCUGUUUGGUAGCUCAGAAAAACCAAUGCCAUUCAGCUUGUCCUCAGCCCCAGCAGCACCACCAGCAGUAGCCCCUGUUUCUUAUACUUCAGCAUCCACUGGACAGAUAUCCAGCAAUUUCGGCUCAACAUCCAUGGCACCAUCAACUUCGGAUAAGCCUGUGGCAGGCAGCUCGACAGCACCAACCCCUUUCUCGUUCAAGCUGCCCAAUUCUUCUUCUGCAUCUGCGCCCUCUGCCACACAGGGAUCCAGUGUUCUUGGUGCUUGGUCGACAUCUUCUCAGCCACCGUCAGAUAAGCCUCUGGUUGUCAACUCAACGUCCACAACACCUUUCUCUUUCAAAUUACCAUCAUCAUCAUCAUCAUCUUCUACAGCAUCUGGUAUGUCUGCUGGGCCAGCAAGUAGUAUUCUGACAACACCAUCAUCAUCGUCUUCAGUUCAGCCGGCAGCAGAGGAUAAGCCCCUAUUUGGUGGCUCGGCGUUCAAGUUUACACCGUCGACUGGCACUGCUUCUUCUAGCACAUUUUCUAGCUUUUCUUCCACUUCACUGAUGACUUCCACCACUGGUGGUGUGUCAACAUACUUCACCACCCCUACUACUGCUAGUGCAAGCAGCACUACCCAGGAAUCUGCAAGCUCCUUUGGAAAACUCACCGAAGUAGGUGGAAUCUUCUCCUUCAGUAAGCCACCUGCACCAGGAAGUAGCAGUGACCAGCAGCAACCAUCUGCCAGUCUUGCUAGUGCAGCUUCAGGAUCCACAUCAAAGGAAGAGGAUGACGAAGAUGUUCCUGAUUCUGCUGCAGGUGAUGACGGUGAUGGUGAUGACUCAAAGCUUCAGUUUGAGCCGGCUGUUCCCCUACCGGGGCUCAUCACAGUCUCAUCCGGUGAGGAGGACGAGCAGAAGGUCUUCUGUGAACGAGCCAAGCUAUAUCGUUUCACCAACGGCGAGUGGAAAGAGCGAGGUGUCGGGGAGAUGAAAGUGUUACGCAACCCCAGUACCAAUUGUUCUCGUAUUCUGAUGCGUCGUGAGCAGGUACAUAAACUAUGUGCAAACCAUCGCAUCACCUCUGAAAUUGACCUCAAGCCUAUGAAGGACAGUGAACGUGCAUGGGUGUGGCAUGCAUUGGCCGAUUUCAGUGAGGGUGUGUCUAAGCCGGAACAGUUUGCCGUGCGCUUCAAGAGCCCCGAUCUUGCCAAGGCGUUCAAGUGUGCUGUAGAUGAGUGCAGGCAACCUACCCAGAACUCCUCAUCAUCUGCCACAUCCGCUGGUGCCACUACCGUUAAGACAACUGCUAGCACUGGUGAUAGUGAUGAGCUAGCAGUUGUAUUUGAGCGAAAACCAACAAAGGAAGAGGCAGAGUUGGCCAGGAAAUAUAUGCUGCCGGACACGUUCUAUCUGUACGAGCAGAAGCCAGCAUGCCCUGGCUGCCUUGGCUGUGUGGAUGGUGAUAGUAGUAAGCUUUCAACUGUGACUGGAGGUGCUGCACCGGCUGAAACCAAGUCCUCUGCGCAGCCUACUGCUGCAGAAAGCAGUGAUCGACCGCACCCGCAGGUGCAGGUAGCCAAACCAACCACUUCAUCCAACUCAUCUGCUUCAGCAUCUGCAUCAUCAGCAGCGUCACAGUUUGUCUUUGGAUCUUCAUUCGGAACGCCAGCAGCUGCUUCAGGCAGCUCAUCGUUCGCUUCACUUGCAACGGUCUCGGAUGGCUUCCAGACCCGCAAUCCUGGCAAGACUUUCUCUGUUACACCUGGCCAGACUGUGGCUGUAUUUGGAAGCGGUUCCGGUCAAGGACAGGCUGAUGACGGUGAAGACCCAGACCCUCAGUUUGAGCCCGUGGUGCCUUUACCUGACCUUGUGGAAGUAAAGACCGGCGAAGAGGACGAGGAAGCUGUCUUUCGAGAGCGGUGCAAGCUCUACCGGUACACGGGUGAAGAGUGGAAAGAGCGAGGCCUCGGUGAGAUGAAGAUCCUUCGUCACAAGCAGAGAGGCAACUACCGUGUACUAAUGAGACGUGAACAGAUUCAUAAAGUCUGUGCUAAUCACUUGCUCAUGGCUGGCAUGUCCAUCAAUCUGAAAGCAGGCACCGACCGUGUGCUCGUGUGGCAUACUGUUUCUGAUCUGACUGAAGCUCCAUCACGUCCGGAGAACUUUGCACUGAGGUUGAAGACGCCAGAAAUGGCACAGGCGUUCAUUGAAGCAUUCAAGAUGGGUGUUGCACAUGAUCAGGACAAGAAAGCGGGUGCAGAGAGUGGUGGUGCUUCUAGUAUUGUGCCUGAUUCUGCUUCAUCACGAUCUACAUCUGAGCAGGCGCCUGUUGUCUCUGCACAUUCACAGGCACCUGCUGCCACGGAUACUCGAUCCCUCCGUGACAUGAUGAACAUCAAAUCAGGCACAUGGACUUGUUCUGGCUGUUAUCUUAGCCAUGAUCCCAGCGUCGCCAAAUGUCCAGCAUGCAACACACCACAAUCAUCAACUCAAUCGGCACCAGCUGCUCCAUCUGCUGCUUCAGCUGCUGCUGCUCCCCGUGCUGCUCCAGCUUCUGCUCCAACCAUAACUGCCAGUGAUGGCAGAUCCCUACGUGAUUUGCUGAACAUCAAGUCAGGCACAUGGACUUGUUCUGGAUGUUAUCUUAGCCAUGAUCCCAGCGUCGCCAAAUGUCCAGCAUGCAACACGCCACAAUCAUCAACUGAGUCGGCACCAGCUGCUCCAUCCGCAGCUUCAGCUGCUCCAUCCGCAGCUUCAGCUGCUGCUGUUCCCAGUGCUACUCCAGCUUCUGCUCCAACCAUAACUGCCAGUGAUGGCAGAUCCUUGCGUGAUUUGCUGAACAUCAAAGCAGGCACAUGGACCUGUACUGGUUGUUACCUUAGCCAUGAUCCCAGCGUUGCCAAGUGUCCAGCAUGCAACACUGCCCGGCCAUCAUAACCUGCAAGAGUAGUAAUUUGUCAUCUCGCUACUGAUCGCCAAUCACCUGGGUGUUUCUCAGUCCACCAGCCAAACCUCUGUGUUGAUGAUGGUCUCACUGGUGUUUGAACGGAACGUGACGAACGCAUACAAGCGUACGUGCCUCAUUCCUCACGUCAAUAUGCUGCAGCUCGCUAGUUGUUCUUCGUAUCGUUUAAUUUGGUUAGAAAUUGCUAGUGCCAGCAUGAUAUGUUUGUUUGGUCCUGGCUGUGUCAAUUUUGAACAUUUUUUUAGAUGGAUCUGCCACUGUGCCUGCUGUGCCUUUCUGGGAAUGUAUGUAUUUCUCCUGGUGAGAUCAAGAUCUUUUUUUAUUGCCUUUCCUAUGUCUGGGCAUGGCCACAGUGUUGAGAGCCGAAGAUCAUGUUUGCUGUUUGGUCUCUCUGUCUCCUUGUCAUGUCGUCAAUUUUAGUUACUUUUAGUUUUGUGGAAUUGGGUUUUGUGGUGAGGUGGUUUUGCUUUUAUGCUGUGCUGUUUCUAACAUUUAUUUUCAUUUCUAUGAGACACAUCAUGUAGCUCA
Molecule: messenger RNA, 8287 nt
Organism: Sycon ciliatum
Lineage: Eukaryota; Metazoa; Porifera; Calcarea; Leucosolenida; Sycettidae
Product: E3 SUMO-protein ligase RanBP2-like
Exons: 30
Coding region: 145-7731 (2528 amino acids)
Biological process (GO): nucleocytoplasmic transport
Cellular component (GO): nuclear pore; cytoplasm
Molecular function (GO): GTPase activator activity; protein binding
Source: RefSeq, a predicted model, not a curated record